Messenger RNA from Clonostachys solani, 774 nucleotides. The record is from the annotation of a GenBank genome assembly. Lineage: Eukaryota; Fungi; Ascomycota; Sordariomycetes; Hypocreales; Bionectriaceae.
AUGGGCCGACAAACAGUGGAGAGCUUUUCUGGAAAGUCCAUUCUCAUUGUGGGUGGAACCUCUGGUGUUGGUUUUGCGAUCGCUGAGGCAUGUGUCGACUUGGGCGCGAGAGUAGUGGUUGCGAGUCGGUCACAAGACAAAGUCAACACGGCUGUGGAAAGACUCAAGCGAUCGUAUGAGAAUGCGACUGAUAGAAUCCAAGGAUACGUGUGUGACCUGGCUCGCGGAGAAGUCGAGGCAGAACUGACCAAGCUCUUCAACGAUAUAACCGACAAAGGAUCGAACCCCCUUGAUCAUGUUGUCAGCACUGCUGGAAGCCACCCAAACGCCAUGACAUUGGGUGAGGCCACAUUAGAGAAUCUGGUCAGCGCCAGUAGACAUCUUUUUAUUGGGGAUGUACUACUAGCUAAAUUAGCAUCGAAGUAUCUCAGACCUGCAGACAAUUCCUCCUUCACAAUGACUGGCGGAGCUGGCACACAGAAGCCACCACAUGGCUGGAGUCUUUGGGCUGGCAUAGGAGGAGCAAAAGAUUCCUUGACACGAGGCCUAGCUAUCAGUAUGAAGCCUAUCCGGGUGAACCUUAUCUCGCUGGGAGCGAUUCAGACGGAAUUAUUUGACGAAGCUGCAGAAAGGUGGGGGUCAAAAGACUUUGGAGGAGGCUGCGAAGACUGCAUCAUUCCCGAAGACGUCGCUGAGACCUAUUUGGCGAUUAUGAAGAACAAAUUUGUGACGGGGACUAUCAGUAUGGUUGAAGGGGGUGCCUUACUGAAUUAA